AUGUCGUUUCAGCCAAAAGAAGCGUCGUGGAAGGCCAUCGCACGCCGCAAGCAAGAUGAGCGGGCGGCGCGUAUCCCUUCGAAAUGGCACAUACCAUCCGACUCCAUUCCAAAAGACCCGCCAAGGCCUCAGGAUGGACCUCAAAACGUCCUUCAUACGCCACGCCGGUUUCUCACGCAGGCGGAGCUGUCCAUCACCGAGUCAUACAGCAUCCCGCUGUUGCUAGAGGCCAUUUCAUCGCGCAAUCUGUCCGCGGCAGAGGUUGUCGAAGCAUACUGCCACCGCGCAGCUGUCGCCCACCAGCUCACAAACUGUUUAACGGAGCCUCUCUUUGACACGGCUCUGGAGCGCGCGCGGUACUUGGAUGAGUAUCUCCGAGAACAUGGCACCCCGUUUGGACCCUUGCAUGGCCUACCGGUCUCGGUCAAGGACACCUUUGACAUCGCCGGCGUCGACACCUCUAUGGGCCUUGCCUACCUGUGCCACAAGCCUGCAGCGCAGAACGCGCCCUUGGUCGACCUUCUCCUCUCCCUGGGAUGCGUCAUCAUAACAAAGACCAACAUCCCGCAGACACUCGGGAGCCUCGACUCGGUCAACAAUGUGUUCGGCCGUACAAUGAACCCCAUCAACCGGCUGUGCACCGCUGGCGGGUCCUCUGGCGGCGAGGGCGUGCUCGUCGCAAUGAAGGGCAGCAUGAUUGGCAUCGGAACCGACAUCGGCGGCAGCAUCCGGGUGCCCGCCAUGUGCAACGGCAUCUACGGCUUCAAGCCCUCCAACGGGCGCUUGCCGUACGGCGGCCUAGCCUUGACCGGACCAGAGGGGAUGAGCCGCACGUCGGUGCAGGCCGUGGCCGGUCCAAUUGGCCGGAGCGUCGAGGACAUCGAUACAAUCAUGCGCGAGCUCGUUCCUCGAGCUGCGCUGUGGGGAGAGGAUUGCAUGCCCGCCUCGUGGUCGCCCGAUCCGUACGGAUCGCCGGUCUCUGGCAGCGGCAAAUACGGCGAGCUGGUGAUCGGCGUGCUGCGCUCCGAUGGAAACUGCAGCAUACACCCGCCCAUAGCAAACAUGAUGGACGAAGUGGCAUAUUUCCUAGCGACGACGCCCAAUGUCAAGGUCGUCGAACUGGAGUGCCCGAGGGCGUGGACGAAAGCGCAGUCCGUCAUGAGCAAGCUCAUGGGGGUCGAGGGUGCCGUCACAAUGGCCGAGAUGCUCGACGCGACAGGCGAGCCCUUGGUGCCGUGGAAUGUGACGCAUUUCAAAAAGGGGAAGCCGCAGCCUCUCAAGCGCGUGGCCGAACUGCAGGCGCAACGCACGCAGUUGGAGCGGGAGAUGCUGAAGAUAUGGGUCGAGGACGAUGCGCAUGGCCGGCGGCGGCAGAAGCUCGACGCCAUCGUGUGUCCCGUCGCGCCGCAUCCCGUGCCGCCUAUUGACGGCUACAACGCCGUCGGGAUGACCAGCAGUUGGGUCCUGCUGGAUUAUCCCGCGGGGACGGUGCCCGUCCGCGAUGUCAAGGAGAGCGAUCUGCAGCUGGGCCGGCCGCAGGGCGGCACGGUCCUGGGCAGCUGGGACGCGAGAAACCGUGAGCUGUGGGACGAGGGCAAGAUCGAUAGGAAGAUCUACCUUGGCACACCGUUGAGUGUCCAGGUGGUCGUGCCGAGGUUGCGGGACGAGAAGUUGGUCGAGGUCAUGGGUUGCGUAGAUACGGCCUGCAAGGGAAAAGGAGGCAACGCCUACGCGAAGCUUUGA
Colletotrichum graminicola M1.001 is the source of this 1743-nucleotide messenger RNA. Its product is annotated as amidase. The record is from RefSeq and is a predicted model, not a curated record. NCBI's taxonomy places the organism in Eukaryota, Fungi, Ascomycota, Sordariomycetes, Glomerellales, Glomerellaceae. The coding region runs from base 1 to 1743 and encodes 580 amino acids. The transcript has a single exon.